AUGCCGAAUUAUGUCAAGUUCUUAAAGGGUAUUUUGACAAAGAAAAGGCGAUUGGGGGAAUUUGAGACUGUAGCUCUCACAGAAGGAUGUAGCGCGAUGUUGAAAAGCAAGAUCCCUCCUAAGUUAAAAGAUCCUGGCAGUUUCACGAUUCCGUGUUCUAUUGGAGGUAGAGAUGUUGGAAGAGCAUUAUGCGAUUUGGGCGCUAGCAUUAACCUUAUGCCUAUGUCAAUCUUUAAAAAGUUGGACUAUGAAGCGGAUAGAGAAGUGCCUAUAAUAUUGGGUCGGCCCUUUCUUGCUACAGGGCAUACUCUCAUUGAUGUACAGAACGGAGAACUUACUAUGCGGGUGAAUGACCAACAAGUCACUUUUAGUGUAUUCAAAGCCAUGAAGUUUCCGGAUGAAGUUGAAGAAUGCUCUAGAGUUGAUGUUAUUGACACUUUAGUGGCUGAAAGAAUCAGUAGAAGUGUGGAAAAAGCUGCUAUGGGUACCCAGAUUUUUGUAAAUGAGGAGGAUUAUAGUAGUGAGGAAGAGCAGAUUAUUACAUGGGUGGAUUCUUAUCAACCAGUAAAGAAAUUCAAUAAAGUCUUUGAAGCUCUAAAUCUGCCAGAAUAG
Humulus lupulus (European hop) is the source of this 612-nucleotide messenger RNA. RefSeq lists its product as uncharacterized. The coding region runs from base 1 to 612 and encodes 203 amino acids. NCBI's taxonomy places the organism in Eukaryota, Viridiplantae, Streptophyta, Magnoliopsida, Rosales, Cannabaceae. The record is from RefSeq and is a predicted model, not a curated record. The transcript has 2 exons.